ACAACUCCCGGCAGGUUAUACGGCGCCCGCCUAUUGGUUUCCGGCCGGGGCGGGAGCCCCGCGCGGCGUUGAAAAGCGCGGCGCGCGCGGGGCAGAGGUAGCUCCCGCCAUGUACAGGAAACAUCUCCAGGAGAUCCCUUCCUCCAGCAGCAAUGUUUCCACCAGCUUCACCUGGAACUGGGACUCCAGCAAGGCCUCAGAGUUACUCUUGGGCAUGGGAGUGUCUGUCCUUAAGAAGGAUAAGCUGGGUGAUGAAAACGUGCUGCAGGAUCUGCUGGGGCCAUUGCCCUGCCCACCUCGGAAGCGGCAGAAGGUGAAGGAGGAGAAGGGAAAGGACUUUGUGAUCGUGCGCCGGCCUUGGGUGCUUCGAGAGGCAGAGUCAGGUGUUUCUUGGGAUGCGCUUCCAGAUGAAUUGCUUUUGGCAAUCUUUGCAUAUUUGCCCCUAAAUGAUUUGCUAAAAGUUUCCCUGAUUUGCAAGAGAUGGCAUAGUCUUUCGUUUGAUGAAUCUCUCUGGCAGACCCUCGAUCUGACUGCUAGGAAUCUGCCACCGGGAGUGAUUGGACAGUUGCUGCCUGCAGGUGUUACUGUAUUCCGCUGCCCAAGAUCUUGUAUUGGGAAUCCAUUGUUUAAAACAAGCAAACCUCUCAAAGUUCAACAUAUGGAUUUGUCAAACUGCACAGUGUGUGUUGCAGAUCUUGAGAGCAUUCUUUGUCGGUGUGAAAGGCUGCAGAACCUCAGCUUGGAGGGACUAGUGCUUUCUGACACCAUCAUCAAGAGCAUUGCUAAGAAUCCCAGUUUGAUCCGACUAAAUCUGUGUGGCUGUUCAGGGUUUUCUGCAGAAGCCUUAGAGCUGAUGUUGGACAGCUGUUCUAUGUUGGAGGAGCUGAACUUGUCCUGGUGUGACUUUACAUCCACCCAUGUCAAAGCAGCAGUCAAUCAUGUUACUUCAAAAGUAACCCAAUUAAACUUAAGUGGAUACAGACAGAAUCUACAAAUGUCAGAUGUUAAAACAUUGGUGGAAAGAUGUCCUUUUCUACUUCACUUAGAUCUGAGUGACAGUGUGAUGUUGAAGCCUGAGUGCUUUCAGUAUUUUUAUCAACUCGUCUUUCUACAACAUCUGUGUCUUAGCCGAUGUUAUCAGAUAUCACCUGCGGCCUUAGUAGAACUUUGUGAAAUUCCAACAUUAAAGAGUCUUCAGGUAUUUGGAAUAGUGACUGAUUGCUCCCUGCAUCUCCUCAAGGAAACGCUUCCUGACAUAGAGAUCAACUGUUCACAUUUUACAAGUAUUGCAAGGCCAACUGUCGACAGUAAAAAGAACGACGAGAUCUGGGGCGUUAAGUGCAGACUGACGCUGAGCAAUCCUAGUGGUUUAUGAUUGUGUACAAUGCACUGGAUGCGAUGGAUGCACUGUGUAGUGAAGCUCCUUAUGAAGCAGAGUGCUAGAGCACCUUUAAUCAUAGUACUGUUAUUGUAAAAAGCAUUCUAACUUGGUCUUACACCUUAAUGUAGUUUCGUAUAUAUUUUUACAGUAUUUUCUGUACUUGAAGCCUUUAAAUAUCUGAUCUGAGUGAUUGUAGAAUCUUGAAGUUCUUUUUUUUACAGGAGAUCUUUUAUUCAACAAAAAUAUCAUGGAACAAUCAUUGUAUUUAAAAUCAUGUCAGCCUCUGGCAACUGCUGUUCUGAUGCAGCUUUUGUUGCUCCAAGGUGUUCAAAAGGUGCUCUUGGUUAGCUAGCUCUUCCAGCUCUACCACUCCUGAAACAAACUGUAGAGGUGCUAGAUGUCCUUAACACUUUCUAAGGAAUUGUCUUGGUCUAAGUUUACAGAACUCAAUGAAUAAUGUUACUUGACCUAUUGAAAUCCUUAAUUUAACAAGUCGUACAGUAAGAUGAGAAGCUACCCGCUGUCUGCGAGAGGGACAGAUGCCCAAGUCUGAAGUCACCAAAUCUGAAAACAGUAUGUAAGAGAAGAGAUAUUUACAUAAAAGCAGCUAAGAGCUGAGUACUGCACAAGAAAAGAAGCAGUAUAAAGGAGCUACAGUAAAGUUUUUCUUUAGUAGGCCACAAAGUUAACAUCUAUAUUUAGUGUUCUUUGUUGGCCCAUUCAGAAUAAGCAUCGGUAGAAAUAAAUGCUUGUUGCCAAUUUUUUCCAUGAUGUGGUGCUAGGUUUUCUGAGUGUUACAGAACCUUAAUGUAGCUUCUGUGAGCUGAUAUCAGAUAAAAAUUAUUUAUUACUUCCUCUAAAUAGCAACUGAUAAAGUGGCAGAUAUCUUGUGGGAGGAGAGCUCAAAUUGUUCUACAUCUCAGACCAAAACCAUGGGACCAUCGCAUAACGGUGCUGAAAGGAAGUGAUGCUUUGGUGCUGUUAAGAGACAUCAAUAUCUCUUUUAUAAUAGCUUGUUUGUAGUAACAUUUUGCUUCCUGUAUCUGUAUGCUAACCAUUACUGUCUAGGUUGUUUUUAGUCAUAUGAAAACCUGAAUAACUGUCCAAAAGUAAAAUAAUCAUAUCAAAAAACCUCCAACAAAACAAAAAAUUAAAACACCCCAAUAAAACCAAACUAAGGAUAGGGACAGGUAAUAACUUAAAAACCUGGUCUGAGUCUGUGCUCAGGGUCCUCAUGCAUAAACCUGGAAUGUUCCAGCAGUAUAAGUGUUAGUUGAUAAGUCCUAGGGCAAAACUUGUACCCUGUGAAGGGCAUGAGUGUACUGCUGCUGUUACCAUGAAUUACAGUAAUCAAGUGAAGUUAUUCAUGGAUGCUUAAGGUUAGCCUACAGCAUUUUACAGUGGGGCUGUUGUGCAGGUACAGUGUUUCCCAUCUCAAUCUGAAGAGUUCAGGAAUAAAUACUUGGUAGUACAGAACAGAUUAAUUACUGUGGAAAAAUUGAUUUUCUAUAGUACAGCAAAUACAGCAUUAUUUUGUUAAUCUAGGUUGGGUUUUGGUUUUUUUUUUUUUUUUUUAAUAAAUUUAACAAAAUGCACGUAAUUUGAGUAAGGGGAAACAGAGCUUGUAAAAGCUGGAGUGGAGAGGUGAUGGGAGGUUGGAAGAUACCGGACAUUCCACUUUACUUUGCAGCGUUAGGUUUAUGCCUUAAAUUACUUAAAGAAAUAAAAUGGAUCUUUACAGCACA
Messenger RNA from Cuculus canorus (common cuckoo), 3126 nucleotides. It is a transcript of the gene SKP2, whose product is annotated as S-phase kinase associated protein 2. The record is from RefSeq and is a predicted model, not a curated record. The transcript is spliced from 10 exons. The coding region runs from base 110 to 1375 and encodes 421 amino acids. Gene Ontology annotation, molecular function: protein binding. NCBI's taxonomy places the organism in Eukaryota, Metazoa, Chordata, Aves, Cuculiformes, Cuculidae.